Molecule: messenger RNA, 6585 nt
Organism: Oryzias melastigma (Indian medaka)
Lineage: Eukaryota; Metazoa; Chordata; Actinopteri; Beloniformes; Adrianichthyidae
Gene: ubn2a
Product: ubinuclein 2a
Cellular component (GO): nucleus
Source: RefSeq, a predicted model, not a curated record
AACGCCACGUCCUCCUGUUCUCUCUCAGCCCAGUCCUUCAGUCCCACACUUUAUAAAGGUCAUUAUAGUACCGAUGAUGGUGUUGUUAUUAUCGCCUGUUGUGACGGGGGCGGGCUCAAGGCCGAGCUGCGCUCUGAUUGGCUGUGAUGCGCUCCGCUGUAGCACAUGCUUCCGCUCCGUGGAGGUGCGCAUGCGCAGCGAACCCUCUCCUCUGAUAUUUUAUUUACUCCCGAAGCCCAAGAUGGCUCCUGUGAAUGUCUCAGCCCCACAGCAAAUCGAGGAUGCAAGUGGCUGCUGAAAAAACAACUUUUCCCCCACCGUCGCAUCCCCUGGAGUCCAAUCCGUAUGCUGCGGAGGAGGCUUUAACGCCCGUCUAGGCCUCGAGCAGCCGUCGGAGCUUCGCGGAACCCUCUUCAAUCCACCAAUUUGGAGUAGUUUCGCGAAGUAGCUCUUCUCGCUGUCCGUCCGGAGCGAGGUUCAGGCAGGCAGGCUGCUCAUCCAAAUGGCCGAACCAAGAAAAGUGCAGUUUGUCACCCUGUCGGCCUUCGCGGCUGGGGGAGCAGCGGAGUCGCGGAAACGUCGGUUAGAGGAUGGGGCCGAUUUCAACUUCGACAGAGCCGGGGAGCGGGGGGUAACCAGCGGGGCAGCAGACAGCGCCAGCAAUGGUCGACACGGCAAACCCGGCGACAGGGACACGGCUGCUGCCGAGAGGAGGGCGACGGUUCGGCUCAACCUGCCCUUGUCCGAGCCGGACGAGCGCUCCUCCGCCGAGUUCAACUACGGCGAACUCGUCCAGAACCUCCAGCCAAAGAGCGCCGUUCCAGCCCACAAGCCCAGGGAUCCCUUCAGCGACGAGGAGGUGGAGCGGCUCCAGGUUGAAGCUCUGGCAAAAAAGUUUGAAAACAAAUAUGGUAACACUGGGAAGAAGAGGAAGGACAGGAUGCAAGACUUGAUCGACAUCGGCUUUGGUUAUGAUGAGACGGAUCCUUUCAUAGACAACUCUGAAGCUUACGAUGAGCUGGUGCCAGCGUCCCUGAGCACAAAGCUGGGGGGGUUUUACAUCAACACCGGCACGCUGCAGUUCAGGGCGACCUCCGACUCAGAGGGGGACGACGACCAGAAGGGCAAAACCGAUGAGGAGCAGGGGAUGAAGAAGAGGAAGAAGAAGGAGGUGAACAACCUGGAGGAGAAGAACUUGAAGAAGAACAAAACCACCAAACCAGGAGUGACGCCUCUCGACCUGCACCGGCCGGAGAAGAAGAAGAAGAAGAAACUGAUGAAGGACUCGCUCUACCUGGCCUCCAUGCUCCGCCGCUUCACCCGAGAGAAGGAGGAGCUGAGGAGGAGGAACCCCGCCGUGGUUAACGCCACCCCAGGAAUUAACAGGACUCCCCCCAGCAACUCCUCGAACCUCCUCCUCACCUCCAACUCCACGCAGCCGCAGGGCAACGCGGCCGCCAACGACCUCUCGCUGGCAGAGCUCGCCACGGACCCAGCCGUGAUGUCACUGCUGGGCUCGGCCAAUGAGAAGGAGCUGCAGGAUCUCCUGAGCGACUUGGACUUCAGCUUGUUGGAGACCCCCCAGCAGCACACAAUGGUGUCUGCCAGAGAGAACGGCAUCCUGGGAGUCGGAGUUCCCUCUCAAAAAGGAGUGGGAGGUGGCCAGGGGCGGGGCCCCGGGUCUUCCAGCGGACUGUUUCCCCCCCCUCCACUUCCUGAAGGCCUGCCCGCCCCCCUGUUAAAACGCAUUGAAGACCUGAGAGCGGCCUCGCGGCAGUUUGACCAGGAGGGCAGGAAGAAGUUCUUCACGCUGGACAUGAACGACAUUCUGCUGGACAUUGAGCUGCAGGUCCAGGAGCAGCCUCCUGAGGUGCGCUCGCUCAUCUACUCGCACAUGGAGGCGUUUGUGCCGUGCAACAAAGAGGCGCUGCUCAAGCGGCUGAAGAAGCUCAGCCUCAACAUCCAGGACGACCGGCUGCGGGCGCCGCUGCUGAAGCUGAAGCUCGCCGUGUGCAGCGUGAUGCCGGAGCAGAUCGCCAGAUACAACACGGACUGCAUGGCCAAGGUUGCAAAGCAGCAGUCAGAAGAGGGGGAUAGAAACGGCUCGGAGGAGGAGGACGAAGAGAAACCCGGGAAGAGGGUGAUGGGUCCUCGGAAGAAGUUCAUCUGGGAUGACAAGCUCAGGAAUCUACUGUGUAGUUUGGUGCGGGUGAAGCUGAGCUGCUAUGAGAUGGAGAAGCAGUGCUCUCUGUCGGUGGAGGACUACCUCAAGGCCUUUCUGGAGAACGAGGUCAAACCCCUGUGGCCCAAGGGCUGGAUGCAGGCCAGGAUCCUCUUCAAGGAGAGCCUCUCUGUUCACCAUCACCUCACUGGGAACCUGGUCCGGAGGAGGAUGAUGCCUGCAGCCAAGACCAAAACCAAGGAGUGUCUUUGGAUCCACAAACCUCCUCCCACCAUGACCUCCACACCGGCUCAGAGCUCCGCCCGCCUGCCCCCCGUCUCCUCGCCGUCGGAGCUCAUCUGUCUGUCGGACUCUCUGGACGAGGAUCUGACCGCUCCGUCUCUGGACUCCAUCUCGCACGCGCUGGCGCUCCUCAGCAACGCCUCCAAGGGCCUGAGCCCCGCAGACAGCCCGCUGUCGCCUCCCCCGCUGCAGAUGCCCACCUCCUCGCCCCCGCCCGUCACUCCUCACUACCCCUCCGCCUUAGCCGCCCCCCCCAAGCAGCAGCAUUCCCUCGCCAAGGCAGAGACGGCGCCGCCCGCUGGGAAGAUCCCGCCCACGACGCUAGCAAACCCCUCGUCUACCUCCUCGCCUCCCGUCGCCCCCUCAGCGGCGCGGGGGCCGAUGCCCCCCAGGACUGUGGACGGUCACUACAUGCAGGUUAAAGGACUGAACCCUUUGGGUCAGAGACUGGUUACCAUGGCGCCGUCCAAUCACAGGCCGGGCCCUGUGAAGAUGAGCGCGCGCCCCUCCCCUUCAUCGUCUUCCUCAGCGGCGCCCCCCCAUCAGAAGGUGUUCACCAGCCCAGGCGGGAUUCUGGGAACUCUGGCGCCCGCUGCGGGGCUGACGAAGAGCUGCGCCAAACCCAACGGCGCCGCCGUCAACUGCAUCGUCACCUCCUCCUCCUCCUCCCUCUCCCGGCCCUCCUCCACCUCCCACCACGUCCUGCCGUCCUGCCCAGAAACCCCCGUCCUCCACGAGCAGCGUCUUCGGCGGCAAAGCCCCCCCGCCAUCAGCGGACAAAAACCCGGCGUCGCCCUCGCCUUCAGCCAGUCAGAGGCAGCGGGCGGCGGUGGCGGCGAACUCGAAGGCGGGAAACGGGUGGGCCUCUUUAGGAACUUCAGCCACGUCUUCCACAACGUCUCACCUGUCGCAGGCUCCUCCCGCCGGCUCCGCCCUCCUGGGAAACCACUCCGCUCUGCCGCUGGGCUUCGGGAUGUUGGGGGGUCUGGUUCCCGUCUCGCUGCCCUUUCAGUUCCCGUCGCUGAUCAACUUCAGCUCCGCCGGAGCUGCAGGAUCAGCCGGCAUGGCUUCAGCGCCCGGCUCCAACUCAGGAUACCCGCUAGCACAGAGCGACCUCAUGGAUCUGUUCAAGAGUCUCCAGUCGGGGUCGCAGACUGCUCUACCUCCUCACUUGCAGCUCGCUUUCACAGACGCCAACCAAAGCCAGGGUGGAGACAUGAAGAGGAAGAGCCACUGACCAGCCUCUGUGGGCGGAGCCUCCACCGCCGGACCUGAAGGAAUUCAUCCGAAGAAGAAUGGACGUUUUUCUAGAAGGAAGUUGGGUUUGAGAGAGCAGCGAAUGCAUGAAACCUUCUGUCAACAUGUUUACAUUCGACCGACCGUGAUCACUGUGGAGAGAGAGAGAGAGAGAGAGAGAGAGAGAGAGAGAGAGAGAGAGAGAGAGAGAGAGAGAGAGAGAGAGAGUCGUACGAACCGUCGUGUCCGUAGAAGUUUAUCGUCCUGCUCCCACCAGUGACUGUUAAGUUGUAGCUUAAAUUAAUAAAUUAUUUGUAUUUUACACAGGGACAAGAACACGUGAGAGAAGGCUGAAUGUGUGUUUGCAGAAAUGAUGUUCAGAUCAUUUCCUCUGUGACGGGUGAGGAGGCCACGCCUCCCGUUGGGAGGAGUCAAACGUGUUUUUGGUGCUCGAGAAUCUCACUGGACCUUUUUCUGAAUGAAGAAAGACUUGAAGAUGUUUCUGGAUCCUCCUGGAUGGAGGAGCGUGAGGGAGAAACACCAGAUUGUAGCCUACUUGAAUUAUUUUAAUUGUAUUUUCUUUGCUUACUGAUAACUUAAUGAGAAAACGCCUUAGUUUGUAUUGAACCGUAUGAACCAGAUCUAUGCAGGCCUGAAAAUCUCCGUUUGUUUGGACCUCAGCGGGUCGGAGCGUUUCUGCACAUGUGAAUGUUUGAUGAAGUUGAAGUGAAGCUGAAGUUCCUCGGAUCAUCUUCAGAUGUAGCAACAAUUCUUAAGGACUUCCAAGUUUGGACUUCAGCUUUUUUAUUUUCUCCAAAUGAAAUAAUCAAUUAGUCCUGAUUAAAACAGUUCUAAUGCAAAGGCAAUAAAACUGUUUCAAUGGGCAGAGGAGCACAUUUACAUUCACAUUUACAGAACCGGACGGAAGAAGACGUGUUUGAGAUGAAGGACCUGAAGACUAGAGCUGCCUUUACUAAAGAGUUUCAUGUUCUGCAACGUCCUCUCUAGUCGCAACGGCCCCUCUUGAGGGAACGUCGCCUCUAGUCACGUCUCUAGUUGCAUCGUCGCCACUAGUCACAAUGUCUCUAGUCGCAAUGUUGCCUCUAGUUGCAACGUCUCUAGUCGCAACGUCUCUAAUUGCAACGUCGCCUCUAGUUGCAACGUCUGUAGUCGCAACGUCGCCUCGAGUCGCAACGUUGCCUCUAGUUGCAGCGUCGCAUCUAGUCCCAUUGUCGCCACUAGUCACAACGUCUUUUGUCGCAACGUGGCCACUAGUCACAAUGUCUCUAGUCGCAACGUCGCCUCGAGUCGCAACGUGGCCACUAGUCACAAUGUCUCUAGUCGCAACGUCUCUAGUCGCAACGUCUCUAAUUGCAACGUCGCCUCUAGUUGCAACGUCUGUAGUCGCAACGUCGCCUCGAGUCGCAAUGUUGCCUCUAGUCGCAACGUCUCUAAUUGCAACGUCGCCUCUAGUUGCAACGUUGCCUCUAGUUGCAGCGUCGCAUCUAGUCCCAUUGUCACCACUAGUCGCAACGUCUCUAGUCGCAACGUUGCCCUUAGUUGCAAUGUCUCUACUUGCAACGUCGCCUCGAGUCGCAACGUGGCCACUAGUCACAAUGUCUCUAGUCGCAACGUCGCCUCGAGUCGCAACGUGGCCACUAGUCACAAUGUCUCUAGUCGCAACGUCGCCUCGAGUCGCAACGUCGCCUCUAGUCGCAACGUCUCUAGUCGCAACGUCUCUAGUCGCAACGUUGCCCCUUGUUGCAAUGUCUCCAGUCACAAUGUUACCUCUAGUCACAAUGUCUCUAGUCGCAACGUCUCUUCUAGUUGCAACUUCCCCUCCAGGUGCAGUCAUGUAUUGAUGCUCUGAACACAUUUUUUGAUCCAUCUUCCAUUUAUUGUGAAACGACGUGAUUCUGUUACUCAUCUUAACUUCAGCUGCAGGAGGAAACUCCGCCCUCUAAGUGUUUGUUUGUGUAACUGCAGCAGAUUCUGUUUUAUUUAUUUUGACAGAUCAGUUUCUGACCUACAAAGUGUUUACUCCUAGAAACGAUAGAGUUUGUUUCUAGUUUGAGGCUGGAAUACACUUUUACAUUAAACAGCUCGUUGGCCCUGUGGUAGAGUGUCCACCUUGAGACUGGAAGGUCACGAGUUUGAAUCCAGGCCGAGUCGUACCAAAAGGGGUCAAAUGCAGGGAACAAACGUCACACAUGUAACACGACAACUAAUAGAACUUUAAAUUUGGACAGAAGCUCCGCCCCCUCAUGCCUGAUCCAGACCUUCUGACUUUCUUGGGUUGGACGUUACCUGGAUCAGGUGAUCAGCUGUGGGCGGAGCAGGAAGUUGAACCUUGAGGACCAGAGUUUUUGUCUUUCCUCCUUUCAAAAUAAAAGUUUCCACCAUCGUCGGUUACAAAACCCAAAAUAAAAGCCUCCGUUUUGGUCAAAGAAUCUCUUCAGUGACGGCAGCUUCGUCCUUCAUGGUUCUGUUUGGAGUCGAAUGAAGAAGCCGACAGCUUUCACCUCUUCUGAACGCGUUUCCCAGAAUACCUCUGUUAGGAAAACUGUUCUUCCUGAGUCUGUCUGCGUGCCCCCCCCCCCGUGUGUGUGUGCGCGUGCACGUGUGUGUGUGGUUGCACCUGAGAAGACGCCAAAGACUGUUGUAGCCCCUCAGGAGGGGGCGCCGCCGGUUCCUCUGACGGCUCCUCCUGCAGAGCGGCGAGCGUGGAUGUGGAGUCAUGUGACCGGAGCGCUGGGUGACGUCUUUAUGAGGCGCGCGAGGAGGAGAGGCGCGGCGCGGCGUGGUUAUCCGCUUACCUAAUUUGGUCUUUUGUAGAUUAUUUUUGUGUGUCUGUUAAAAAAAUUAAACAAAAUAUUUGGUUUUUA